Molecule: messenger RNA, 957 nt
Organism: Ambispora gerdemannii
Lineage: Eukaryota; Fungi; Glomeromycota; Glomeromycetes; Archaeosporales; Ambisporaceae
Source: the annotation of a GenBank genome assembly
AUGGAAAAUGAAUUUGCUGAGUCGCAGCCACACAAUCCUUUAUUGUUACCACCUUCACUUACGAUUAGCAGCAUAACUACGACUGUCACUAUCCCUUCAACGCCAACACAACGACUUCAGUUAUCAUCGCCUUCUUCCGCAUGUAUCGACGAUGCUAAUAGUAAUGACGGGAAAGAUAUAAUGUUAUAUCUUAAUAAUAAAAAUGGUGUGCAAAUAAGAGAAUUGGAAGCUGAUCAAGAAUUAGUUGACGUGGAAAAUCUAUCAAAUACUAAAAUGGAGUUAGCAGAAUUACUGGAGGCGGAGAACAAAUUUCAAGCUCUUGCAGACGCUGCUACGGAAAUUGCUGAAGGUUUUGGAAAAUACGCAACAGCAAUGGAAAAAAUUCACAAUAUCGAUUCGUUUGAUUAUGAUAUUUUGCCCCAAGUUUUCCAAUUAAAUAUCUCAGAAAAAACCUCUACCUCGUCAUCGUCAUCACUAAAAAAGAUCCGCAAUCGAAAACGUCAGAGACACAAUUUCUCAUCGGAUGAAUCCGAUUCCUCAGAAUCAUCAUCUCAAUCUCGAUCACCGGAUAAAACCUCAGAUUCGGCAUCUGAGUCCUCAUCCUCCGAUUCUUCCUCCUCGGAAAAAGAAAUACGUGAAUGGACUCUGGAGGAAAGGAAGAAACUAAACGAUCUUAUGAUUCGGUUUUAUAAACGUAGAAAUAGAUAUUCACCACCAUUCUCACAAGUACGCAUGGCAAAAGAGAUUAUAGAAAUAUCGAAAAAAGAUAUCGGGAUAAAAUUGGAAAAACUCAUUAAUAGCUAUUUGACUUGCAAAGUGAUUCCUAGUAGACCGCGAUUAUUGGAAGCUAUAGAAUUGUGGGUUGAACGAGAGCAACGAAGAAUGAAGAGAAGUAGAAAAAUGCUGCGAAAUAAUAAAGAUAUUGUUAGUGCUCUUCGGAAAAGUGGAGCUCUAUAA